GCAUCAGUUUUGAAAACAAGCGAACAAGUGAUACAAACUUCAAGCGCUCUCAAAGCGACUCGAGGAUAUUUCUCAGCGAUUUUUGUGAAGGAAGAAAGUUGUUGUUGUGUUAGAAAUCAAGCAAAAUGUCUCUGCUACCAUACUUCUUCGAUGAAUUCGGCUUCCAGCGCCCUCGCCGCCUCUUGGACCAGCAUUUUGGACUCGCCUUGACGCCUGACGACAUUCUCUCCGUUGCCGCUGGACCGUUGAUGACCAGGGAGUACUACAGACCCUGGAGACACCUCGCAGCAGCUGUUAAAGACCUGGGAUCCAGCAUCAAGACCGACGGAGACAAAUUCCAAAUCAACUUGGACGUUCAGCACUUCGCACCAGACGAAAUCUCUGUGAAGACGGCUGAUGGGUACGUUGUGGUGGAAGCUAAGCAUGAGGAGAAGAAGGAUGACCAUGGCUUCAUCAGCCGGCAGUUUGUGAGGAGGUACGCUUUGCCUGAGGGUACCACGCCUGAGACUGUGGAGUCGCGGCUGUCUUCAGACGGCGUGCUGACCAUCACAGCGCCUAGGAAGAUCCCUGAUGCCAUCAAGGGGGAGAGGAAGGUGCCUAUCGCCCAGACUGGCCCCGUCCGCAAGGAGAUCAAGGACCAGAGCAACGGCACAGAGGAGAAGAAACAAGAAAAGUAGAGAGUUUGUGUUACCCCAACAUCUGAUUUUGUGUUUACCCUGUGCAUUUUCAUUGUCCCAAAGUUACGGCAGUGCGAAAUAAUUAAUGAGACUGAUUUAAAAUUAGUAAAUGUAAAUAUUUAUUUUUAAGUUUUGUUACGUUACGUUAAUAAAUGUCUGCUUGUGAUCUGAA
Spodoptera frugiperda (fall armyworm) is the source of this 849-nucleotide messenger RNA. Its product is annotated as protein lethal(2)essential for life-like. Gene Ontology annotation, molecular function: protein folding chaperone. NCBI's taxonomy places the organism in Eukaryota, Metazoa, Arthropoda, Insecta, Lepidoptera, Noctuidae. The record is from RefSeq and is a predicted model, not a curated record. Gene Ontology annotation, biological process: protein refolding; response to heat. Bases 126 to 677 code for a protein of 183 amino acids. The transcript has a single exon.